AACAAAUGGAAACCAAAAAUAGGUGGGAGUCACAAAGAACAGCAUGUGCUAGCCGCAGCAGAAGACCCAAUUAAUACAGUUCCAGGGACUCUCUGACCACUUGCUAAACUGUAGUUUGAAAUCCGCCAUGCCUGGAGCUGGAAUGAUGACAACUGCAGGAAUCGCGCCAAAGUUACCUGCGGCUGACGUCAUUUGUUUGAGGAAUGGAUCUUUGCAAUCGCAAACCUCCGAGAGGUUUUUCCCUCUGAAACUGGACUAAAAAAUUUCUACUGUUGAAAGUCAUUAAAAGUUAUACAACAAGUUUCAGUUACACAACUGAAGAACUGGAACUUUUCAGAGUUAAGUACCAAACUGGGCAUGGGUUAAGGGCUGCAAUCCUAGCUACUCAGGAGGUUGAGGUAGGAAGAUUGCUUUAGCCCAGGAGCUUGAGGCUGCAGUGAGAGAUGUUUGCGCCAUUGCAGUCCAGCAUGGGUGACAGAGUGAGACCCUCUUUAAAAAAAAAAAAAAAGUCAAGCACUACAUUGGUCAUGGUGGCUCAGGCUAUAAUCAUGGGAGGUCAAGGGGGGAGUAUGGCUUGAGGCCAGGAGUUCGACACCAGCCUGGGCAACAUAGCAAGACCCUACUUCUAUAAAAACUUUUUAAAAAUUAGCCCAGCUGGUGACAUGCUACUGUAGUCCCAGCUACUUGAGAGGCUGAGGCAGGAAGAUUGUUGAAGCCCAGGAAUUUGAGGUUACUGAGCUAAUAAUGAUCAUGCCACUACACUUCAGCCUGGGCCACAGAGGCUGUUGUUUCUUAAAAAAAAAGAAAAAAAUUCAUCAAACACUAAUGGUAAUGUGUUUUGGUGGUGGAUCACACAGAGCAUUUGUACCCUGUAGGGCCUGAGAAUGGAAGGGAUACUGAGCAUCCACCCUUUAGUGGGGGACCCCAAGGCCAAAGCGCCAAGGAGCUGUUCCCUGCUCAUCUUUUCCCCAGGAUGGAGAUCUUUGGAUGGAAUUCAUCCCGAUCAGGGAACACUGGUCUAACUUUUACAUCAGGUAUGAGAAUUACUGUUGGAAGCAUCACUUACCCUACCAGAUGGUGAAGACAGAGCAGUGGUUCUGGAACGCUGGGCAGCAAGCACGUGCCUGACUAGCAAUUUGAAUGAUUCAUCAGACCUCAGGAGUCAAGACUGUGUGCAGUUUCUACCCCUCCCUGGCACUUGGGUUAGUUGGAAACCUGGAGGCAAUGACAGGGACCCCCCAAGGUCCUUGGGACAAGCCCACCAUCUGAUUAUAAGGCUGGCCGUGGUCACAGGAGGUGCGUGCAGGGACCCUUUCCCGCCGGUGCGGCACGAUGCGGAGUGAGGAGCUGCCGGGCACAGCGGAGCAGGGCUGCGGGCCGGACGACGCGGGGGCGCCUCCCGGCCGCCUGGGGGCGCCGUACUCCGAGGCCUGGGGCUACUUCCAUCUGGCCCCCGCGCGCCCGGGGCAGCCUUCGGGCCACUGGGCCACGUGCCGCCUGUGCGGGGAGCAGGUGGGCCGCGGCCCAGGCUUCCAGGCGGGGACCUCGGAGCUGUGGAGGCACCUGAGGAGCGCGCACCGGCGGGAGGUGGAGGGGAGCGGCGCCUGGCGCUCGCCGCCCCCCACGUCCUGCCCACCGGCGCCCUUCCCCGCCGCGGCCGCCGAGGGCGACUGGGCGCGCCUGCUGGAGCAGAUGGGUGCUCUGGCCGUGCGCGGCAGCCGGCGCGAGCGGGAGCUGGAGCGGCGCGAGGCGGCCGUGGAGCAGGCCGAGCGCGCCCUGGAGCGGCGGCGGCGGGCGCUGCAGGAGGAGGAGCGCGCCGUCGCCCAGGCGCGCCGCGAGCUGCAGGCCCAGAGGGAGGUGCUGCAGGCGCGGCUGCGGGAAGUGAACCGCCGGGAGGGCGCGCCUCUCAAAGAGGACCUGGAGGGCGACAGGGGCGGCUGCGUCAUAACGAAGGUCCUCCUGUAGGGGUUUGGUCCUUUCCACCACCCCACGCCUGCGCUCCUCCAAAUUGGGCCCUGGUCUGGGUGCCACAGCCUCGCCUGGGACAGGGGUGCUGACUCGGAAACUCCAAAAUGCGGGGCUCUCCACGUGAUGCUGACCUUCAGUUUGAGAAACACUUAGGAUGCUGACACAGAAUCAAAACUGCGUCCUCAGUGGGGGCACCUGGGUGGCCUUACGUGCGCAUGCGUGUAGGGGAUGUGGUGCACAGGGGAAGCCUGAGCGCUCCAGCAAGUCUCCUGAACCCAAAUCACCUGAUGCCAGGGCCACUUACGGCUGGGGAACUGAAGACUAGUCUAAAGGACAAAAGCUUCUUUUCACACCAAAGACUUAACACCACUUGUGCCUAUACACCUGGCAGCCCAAGGUGGAGGGCAUGUGCAAACGAGGAUAAAGCGUUUUACCCAGUCUUACUCAUUUCCUAAUGCGUAAUCUGCCCAGCACCAAGUUCUGAAAAGGGGACCUUGGGUUUCCAUGAUUGCUCUUUACCCCAUCGUCUCUAGUGCCUCAUGGGUAGUCCCGGAUCCCCUAGCUUUAUUUUAUCCUUCCACAUUGCCCGGCCAAUACCAGAUGCACCAUGUCACAGCGCAGCUGUCUUGCCCUUGGUUCAUACCCAGUGGUAGGGUCUGAACUCUCUCUUUCAAGCAUCUGCUUUUUUGCCUCACCCCCUUGUCACUAGGAUGGGUGAUUCCUUCCAGACAUCUUCACAGUCCUCACCUCUGGAGCAAAGGAGAAAGCAUCCUUCCCAUCUAAGGCCAGGUCUUCCUGUUAUGUCUUCAUACCACUCCCCUUCCUCAUUUACUGGGUCUUUGCUCCAUUAAUAUUCUUCCUUUCUCUGUCUCAUUCCCUCCCUUUCCCGAGGCUCUUCUCCCUUGGCAAUGCCUGGUCUCCCUUAUACUGAAGACUCAGUCCAAAAUGGUCAGGUAGUCUUUUGCAGCCUGUGGUACCCUCCCCAGUUUUUACUCCUUCACUCCUCAACUCUUUCAACGCCACCACAAUCUUCUAAUGUUCAAAUUUGACAAUUCAUUUUCAGCCUUCAAUUUGUUAUUCUUUCCCAUCUUCAAAUUCCUUUCUUGGGAAGUGGAUCAUGCUUUCCCUCCAAAGAAUUCCUUUUCCUGAUAUAUACUGGUUCUCAGUUUUUCCUCCAUCUUCUCUUUUUUUAAAUUUUUUUCUCAUUUAUUUUUAUGUUGAAAAAUUCAACAUAAAAAAUACUCGGGGAAAAAUAAAAAACACCAGAAAAAUUUGAAAGGCUGGUACUAUGUAUACCCAAAUACUCACGUUCCAACCAGAUUGUUAACAUUUUACCGUAUUUACUUUUCCUUCACCCCGUGCGUGGGUGUAUAUAAUGACAUUUCACCCAUAAGUAUUUCAGUAUAUAUUUCCUAAGAACAAAGACAUUGUUUUACAUAAUUAUAGUAUGCUUACCAUACCUAGCAAUACAAACAAAAGCCUCUAAUAACAGCAUCCUUAGUCAAAAUUCACGGGUUGUCUCAAGAACAUCUUUUUGUCUUUUGUUUUUAAAACCGGAUCCAGUCAAGGUUCAUACAUUGCUUUUGGUUAUGACUCUUCCGUCUUCUUUUAGUCUAAACUCUAGAACAACCUUCUUGUAUUUUUUUCCAUGACACUUAUUUUUGAUGCAUCAGGCCAGCUGUCUUAUCCAAUGUCCUAUAUUCUAGAUUUGUCUGAUUGUUUCAUUGGGCCAAUUUCUACACUCCUGGCUCAUCUCCCUGUAGAGUACAAUGAUCUUUUCUGUGCCGGGGACCCAAAUAUCUCCAGGCUUGUGUUGGUCCUUCAUGUCCAAUCCCUUGCUCUUGUCUCCCACUUGCAUAUCCUACCUCUGACGUGGAAGGGGCAACUCCAUUGAACUUGCAUCCACCCUUCCCCUGGGAACUAAUUGGGUUCUCAGUGUAUUGGGCACAUGCCACACACUUUGCAGGUUUUCUCAUUCUCACAGCUCCAUAACACUGUACCUGUUUUGCAGCUACAGAAACCAAGCUAGAGGGAUUAAGUAGCCUGUACAAGAUCACAGCUGGUAAAUAGUAGAGGUGGGAUCCAAAUGCAGUCAGUUGCCAUGCCCCUAGCUACUGUACUGCCUCUGGAGAGCUCUGCUUCCCUUGUUACUUCCUGCUUCCUUCCUAACUCCAGCUAAGUAAUUCCAGUUGGUGAAUUAACUGGAAUUGGUAACAUUUACUGAGUUCACCAUGUGUCAGAAGUAAAUGCUUUAUGAGAGUAAUUACUUGCCACACAAUAACCUUAUAACAUAGACGCUACUAUGCCCUUGUAGAUGAGACAGGCUCAGGGGCCCUAAGUAAUGUCUUGAGAGACACAGCUGGGAAGAGGUAGAAUGGGAUUUGAACUCAUCACUGAAUCCUAGGCAUCUGCUCUAAUAAGCCUAUUGCUACAAAAUAUUGUACCUGCCUUCCUUCUGAUGCCACCUGCCAAGCCUAGGCCCCACUUAUCAUUCAUCUGGGAUUCAUCUUACCAUCCUUGUCUUCUCCUGCCCCCACUACCUGACACGCAACUGGGCCAAAGACAAGGACUUGUCCUAAGGUAACACUGAUUAAUUGCAUCACUUUUCCUGCUCAAAAGCCCCAAGGUCACCCAUCACCUACUUACUAUAGUCUAAGCUUUAACACUGGCCCAACAUUCAAGUUCCUGCCCUUCCGCAGUGCCAGGCUUACUGUCCCCUCACCUACGCACACUGUAUGCUCUUCUUCCUGACUGCUCUGCUGUUGGUAUCUCUGCCUCUUAAAAAGCCCCCUCAAUCUCCUUGAGUACAAAAAAUCCUACCCAUUUUCUAAGAGCAUGAAGCUUUCCUUGAUUUCUCAUUUCAAGGCAUUUGCUUACUUCUCUGGAUUCCUAGCAUUCUGUAUCUCACUAACCUCCAAUCAGGCCAUCUGGCAUGUGGUAAGUAGGUCUCUGUUUUACAGCUAGACUCUGAGCCCUGGGGGGUCAUUGAUUCAUCCUAACCGCACAGUGCCUUGCAUACAAUAGCUGCUCAAUAAAUAUUUGAGGUGAAGAUCCCAUUCAAUGUGAUUUUAUAAGUUAGUUUUUCUGUAAUGAUUUAUCUUUAAUUCUCUGUGUAAAAUUUGUAACAAAAGGCUACAAGGAAAUAAUAGUAAUAACUUUCUAAGCUGUUAGUCAAUAAGGAUUUAUGAAGUGCCAGUUGGGGGCUGUUCAGCUAUUGCAGUAUGUAAAACUUUUAUAAUUAUACAAAUAACACAAAUAUAUCGCCCUAGUCUCGGAAGAACAACAACAAAAAUCCCCCAAAGUCUGGUUACUUUAGUAAAACUAUUAAUGGUUUAAUGUAUUUUCUUUUGCUUUUGCAAUUUUGAUAUUACUCUAAUAAUAUUGUAAGUAAUGUCUUUAGAGACACAGCAAUGAAGAGGCAGAAUGAGAUUUAAACCCCUACUCUGUUAAAUAUUAGAAUUUAAUGUCAUGUGGAUUUAUAAGUUAGGCUAUACGAUCUGAAUUUGAACUUUUUAGAAGGAAGAAAAGACCUCUGCAAAUGUUACUCUUCUAUUCCACCAAUUGAGAGAAUCAUUAAAAUAAAGCAAAGACUUAAGAGUCUUAACCACUCCCUUAAGAAAGAGAGCUAAUGGGAGCCUGCUGGCCAGUUCAGGGGACAGGAGAGAACACUUGGCCAGAUAGCUGCCUGUGGGAGUCAAGGGAAGAGGUUUUACUUUGCACUUUAUACACUUCUGCACUGUUGCAACUUUUUAUACUAAGCAUGAAUUAUUUUUAUAAUUAAAGUAAAAAUAAUUUUAUAAUUAAAAA
Molecule: messenger RNA, 5775 nt
Organism: Nycticebus coucang (slow loris)
Lineage: Eukaryota; Metazoa; Chordata; Mammalia; Primates; Lorisidae
Gene: ZBED3
Product: zinc finger BED-type containing 3
Exons: 5
Coding region: 1333-1965 (210 amino acids)
Biological process (GO): regulation of transcription by RNA polymerase II
Molecular function (GO): transcription cis-regulatory region binding
Source: RefSeq, a predicted model, not a curated record